GCGUGACAAGCUUAACGCCGCAUUGUUUGGCCGCACGGCGCCUGAACAUAAGCAGCUCGUGUGUGUGUGUUCUUGUUUGGGAGGUGGGCAGGCCCGCGCAGGCAAAGAAGAGAUCACAGUCAAAGUGUGAUCAAAGUCUAACUUAGUAAAAAGAAGGAGGAGGCCAAUCUUUUUUUUUUAAGACUGGGUGUGCUCUCACGUUGUGUUGUGGACGAGGGUCAGCAAUCUACUGGAGUGAAAUGGAUUGUAAAUGCGAAGCCAACAACACAGAUAAUGCCGUUACAGGCUGGUGGCUGAGCAGCAGCAAUGCCCAGAUGGGCGCUUACACCGUGGUGGGGUAUCUUCUGUACAGAUUCUCACAGACCCUUCCCGCACUGAUCCGAUGGCCGAUUCGUCUCUUCUGCUCUUUAACCGGUCUGUCGGCUCUUUGGGGCUGGGUGAGCCGCGUCGUGGGGACCCUCCGAGGAAUCCAGAGCCUGUGUAAAUGUUUGUCUCAAAUUUGGAAGUUUAUCAAAGCAUUUUCCGCCAAAUUCCAGUGGAUGCUUCCUAUCAUCAGAACCAUCACAGGGUCCAGUGACGGGUAUUUGGAGAAUGAGUCCAUGAGACUGAACCUCUCCAGCCCCAUAAAAGCAGGCCUCAGACUGAUCGUGGUGGGCCCCGCCGGUGGAGGACGCACAUCAGUGGUAAACACUUUGCUGGACUGCUGGGCAGAAGAACCAGAAGAACCUCUCGUCGAGAGCACCAUCAGAAGGGCCAUAGUGGACAGCAGGGAACUUAGCGUCAUCGACACGCCGGAUCUCUUGGGGGCGUCAUUGGGGGGAAUGACUCGAGCCAGAGAAGCUCUGAGAAGCGUUCAGCUAGCAGCUCCGGGCCCUCACGCCAUCCUCCUGGUGAUGCAGGCGCCGCACUCCGGCAAAGUGCCGCAACAGGAGGCGAUGCGAGCGAUCCACGCCACGCUGCGACUGUUCGGAGAUGGCAUCCGAGGUCACAUCGUCCCCGUGCUCACCCACGCAGACCGCCUGGGUCGACGGCACACUCUGGAGCGGCUGCUGGACAGGGACGCCGGCGGCGUGAACGGACUGACGUCUCUCUGCGGUCAGAGACCCGAGCUGCUGGACACCAGGCGGGAUCGGUCCCCGGAGGAGCAGAAGGUGACGCGCAGGCUGCUGGUGGGGCGUGUCCUCGAGCUGAAGGGGCUCAGGGGACAUUUUGUCCACGAGCUGCAAAGGAUGGACGAACGCGUCCGAGAGAAGCUGCUAGCCGACAUGACCUCUGCACUGAGCUCAAAAUUGGAACACAUGUAGAUAAUGUGAUACACAGCGUUGCUAUGAAAUCAUUAUGUCAUAUCUAUGUGUGUGUGUAUAUCUAUAAUCUUUAGAGCUGGCUGGGGCGAUGGGAGAGUGAGAAAGAUGCGUCAUGUUGGAGAUUACAUUCCAACAGUUUCACACCACAUUGCUAUGUUGAUUAGCUACACAGAGGCCGUACUAUGCGCGCUGGUGGGAAACAAGAGAAUGGUUGGACUUGCUCUUCCUUUAUGUGGAAAGACAGCUGAAAUGCCAUUUUAAGGUGACAUACUCAGAUGAUGCCUUUUGCCAGGUUGAACUGGUGGAAAGUCGCCUGUGAUGGUCCGUUGGAAAACAUCGUGCAAAAAUGUCUGAAACCAAAGCGGAAUGGUCAGUUCAUUGAGUGAAAUUGUUUCGUAUGGAACACAUAAUUCAAGAGGCCUAAAGAAUUCUUCACUCACCCUUUUGGAGCACAAAUGCAUCCAUGAGAAUUUUACUUUCAAGAACAAAAUACGCACAUUCA
This is a messenger RNA of Hippocampus comes (tiger tail seahorse), 1806 nucleotides long. RefSeq names its product GTPase IMAP family member 2-like. The transcript is spliced from 8 exons. Gene Ontology annotation, molecular function: GTP binding. Lineage: Eukaryota; Metazoa; Chordata; Actinopteri; Syngnathiformes; Syngnathidae. Bases 240 to 1304 code for a protein of 354 amino acids. The record is from RefSeq and is a predicted model, not a curated record.